UUUUUUCAAGAAAAAGGUUCUGGCGGCGCUACGGCAGCGGCAACAGUUAUGAACCAGCUGCGCGUGCGGUACCACCAGCUGAAGAUCGACAUGUUCGCGCUGUACCAGGCCACCAUGGACAGCCGGGGCGUGAAGGUACACCGCGUCGAGCAGGCGCUGGGCGACAUCCACACCCCUGGGCCCAGCGGCGUCCAGCUGCGCAAUGAGGACGAGGCGUACGUUCAGGCGCUCGGCGAGAUGGAGAAGAAGAUAAGCGUCGGCGAGCACGGCCGGCGCCGGCGGCACAUGCUGCGCAAGCUGAACUUCUCGCGUCCGUCCGGGGAGGCGGAGUCGACCGAGGCGGCGCCGUGCGUGCCCGAGGCGCCCCGCCACGAGACCGGCUGCCGCGAGCUCGACCGACACAGUAACAUCACGGUGCUGCGCUGCUACCGCUGCACCAAGCGCUUCGACGACAGAACGGGCCUAUUCCAGCACUGGCGAGACGAGAUCAACUGCCACAUCGUGUGCCUCUUCUGUCGAGAGGAGUUCAUCACCAACGCCAAACACGACCAGCACAUCCGGCUUUGUCAGGCGCUGGUCUGCGCCCAGUGCAAGACCCAGUGUCCGGAUUACCCGGAGUACGAACACCACAUGCUCGUCUGCCAGUACGCCAGCAAGUGUGAGCCGGUGGAGGUGCUGGCUGCGCGCGUACAGUGCCCCUACUGCGACCGGCUCUUCACGCAGAUCCAUAUGUUCAAACGCCACCUCAAGCUGCUGCACGAGGUGGAGCACAUGCAGCGCUUUGGCCUCAAGAUCCAGCGCAAGUUUCGGCCGAACGAGCGCGAGUUCCCAUGCCGACAGUGCGGCCGCACCUUCAACCGCGUCUACAACCUCAAGAUGCACCAGCUGUCGCACGGCCGGCACGGCCAGUACCGCUGCGAGACGUGCAACAAGACGUUCCGCUUCCGCUCCAACCUGGACCGGCACGCGCGCUCGCACAACAACCAGCAGCACGUGUGCCGCCUCUGCAGCCAGGAGUUCCGGUUGCUGCGCCAGCUGCGUGGCCACAUGAACCUGGCGCACGACAAGGACGUUUUCGCGUGCGACAUCUGCCAGAAGAGCUGCGAGGGCUACCAGCGGCUGCUGGCGCACACGCGCACGCACCACUCGCAGAAGUCGUACUCGUGCGGCGUGUGCGGCCGCACGUUUGCCACCAAACACAAGUACCGCGAGCACAUGAACGUGCACGAGGCGCGCUACACGUACGAGUGCCACCUCUGCUCGGAGCGCUUCUUCACACGCGACCACCUGCGCAAGCACUACCGCAAGCAGCACCCGGAGGUGAAGCGGCUGCCUCGGCGGGCGACCACGCGCCGGCCGCUCGAGGAGCGGCGCCCCUUCUUCGAGCCCGCCGACCUCGGACCCAUGAUCAACGACACGGUGACGCUGUACCAGGCGAGUGCCGACAGCGGGGACGCGUCCGUCGUCAAGUUCGAGGUGGUUGGCGAGCCGUGCGAGGAGCAGGUGGUCGAGGCGUUCGCAGCCGACCAGACCAGCCAGGAGAUGAUGGACGGCGGCUACCAGGUGUACGAGGGUUCUGAACAACACGUGCUCGGAGAGUACAGCACGGUGGCGGAGGGUGACGCCUACAGUACCGCCGGGCCCUGCCAUCGAGGCACGCACCCGGUGCAGUACUUCCAGCAGCAGGUGUCUGACGGGGUCGAGGGCUCGGCCACAUUGCUGAGUCUGGACCCGGCGCCGGCCGGCCCCAUCUCGGACGUGCCAGAGGGCGCCACCGUCAUGACGUACAUCGUGCCCGAGACCAGCUCCUCUCAGUUCAGCGUGCAGGACAGCGGUUGGGCCGGCGCCGGCCUCUUCGGCUUCCAGUCGAUGACCACCCCGGAGAAGGGCGCGACGCUGUACGCGGCGGCCGGCGCGCGCGGGCCCGUCUCCGCCGCCGCCGAGGACGGUCUGGCCACCAGCUCGUUAUUCCUGACGCCUGACAAGACAGUGCUGGCGCCGCAGAGUCUGUUCAUGACGCCAGAGCGGGCCAUCGGCACCUCCCAGGUGGCGUUCGUGACGCCCGAGAUGUCGGCUGCCCACCAGGCGGCGCUGCUCGCCACGCCCGAGCGGGACGCUGCUGGCACCGCUCAAGACCGAGAUGGGCCGGAGCGCACCGCCGACCGGGGCCGCGACGGGGCCGGCGGCGUGGGCGGUGUGGCGUUCGCCUCCCCACGACAGGCGCCCACGUUCGCCUCGGUGCUGACCGAGCAGCGGUAG
Molecule: messenger RNA, 2259 nt
Organism: Pollicipes pollicipes
Lineage: Eukaryota; Metazoa; Arthropoda; Thecostraca; Pollicipedomorpha; Pollicipedidae
Product: protein suppressor of hairy wing
Exons: 7
Coding region: 49-2259 (736 amino acids)
Biological process (GO): positive regulation of transcription by RNA polymerase II
Cellular component (GO): nucleus
Source: RefSeq, a predicted model, not a curated record